Messenger RNA from Lolium rigidum, 385 nucleotides. RefSeq lists its product as uncharacterized. The transcript has a single exon. The coding region runs from base 27 to 311 and encodes 94 amino acids. NCBI's taxonomy places the organism in Eukaryota, Viridiplantae, Streptophyta, Magnoliopsida, Poales, Poaceae. The record is from RefSeq and is a predicted model, not a curated record.
AGCAUUCAGAAGCAGAAGCGAAACACAUGGGAUCCUUGGGCCUUGCCGUGAGCGCAAGCAUGUCCAAGUCCAACGGCAGCACGGUGGCCGUCAGAGGCCAGCAUCAGCAGCAGAAGCCGGAGCGCGGGGCAUUCAGCUGCAGCUUCCGGAUGCCGCUGCAUUACCCGCGGUACAAGAAGGCGGACUACGAGGCCAUGCCCGAGUGGCGCAUCGACUGCUUGCUUGGGGAGUACGGCCUCCCCAUCGCCGGCGACGUCCACGACAAGAGGCACUUCGCCAUGGGCGCCUUCCUCUGGCCCGGCCAGUACUGAUCGAGCUCACCUUAAUUUCCACCCGGAUCAGGCCGAUCAGCAAAGCUAGCAGAGAAUGAUCAGCGACUGCAGCA